This is a messenger RNA of Trematomus bernacchii (emerald rockcod), 1891 nucleotides long. It is a transcript of the gene oxsr1b, whose product is annotated as oxidative stress responsive kinase 1b. The coding region runs from base 182 to 1819 and encodes 545 amino acids. Gene Ontology annotation, molecular function: protein serine/threonine kinase activity; ATP binding. Gene Ontology annotation, biological process: protein phosphorylation. The record is from RefSeq and is a predicted model, not a curated record. The transcript has 19 exons. NCBI's taxonomy places the organism in Eukaryota, Metazoa, Chordata, Actinopteri, Perciformes, Nototheniidae.
AAUGCGGUAGGCGGGGCUGCAAGGCUCGUGUCAAACUUUGGGAAUGACAGGAGUGCUGCAGGAUUCUCAAAGAAGGGGAAGUGUCGCCCUCCUGUUUGGAUUACUUCUUUUUACGCACAGUGUAUGGGAUUGACCACAUUUUCUGCAGAUAGUAGACGGCCCCCCAGCACACUCCUCAGCCAUGUCCGAGGACCAGAGCCCCCAAACCUGGUCCAUCAACAAAGAUGACUAUGAGCUUCACGAGGUGAUUGGGAGUGGGGCCACAGCAGUGGUUCAGGCAGCGUACUGUUUACCACGCAAGGAGAAGGUGGCCAUCAAACGUAUUAACCUCGAGAAGUGCCAGACGAGCAUGGACGAACUCCUGAAAGAGAUCCAGGCCAUGAGCCAGUGCCACCACCCCAACAUUGUGUCUUACUACACCUCCUUCGUGGUGAAGGAUGAGCUGUGGCUGGUCAUGAAGCUGCUCGGAGGCUCCGUUCUGGACGUGAUAAAGCACAUCAUCUCGCGGGGCGAACACAAGUCGGGCGUCCUGGACGAGGCCAGCAUCGCCACGGUGCUGAGGGACGUUCUGGAGGGUCUGGAGUACCUGCACAAGAACGGGCAGGUCCACAGAGAUGUUAAGGCUGGAAACAUUCUCCUCGGAGACGACGGUUCAGUGCAAAUUGCAGAUUUUGGCGUCAGUGCCUUUCUAGCAACAGGUGGUGACAUGACUAGGAAUAAAGUGCGCAAGACGUUUGUGGGAACGCCGUGCUGGAUGGCCCCCGAGGUCAUGGAGCAGGUGAGGGGUUACGACUUCAAAGCAGAUAUCUGGAGUUUCGGCAUCACAGCCAUCGAGCUUGCCACGGGGGCCGCACCUUAUCACAAAUACCCUCCGAUGAAGGUCUUGAUGCUGACGCUGCAGAACGACCCCCCCGCUCUGGAGACCGGCGUCACGGACAAAGAGAUGGUGAAGAAAUACGGCAAAUCCUUCAGGAAGAUGAUCUCCAUGUGUCUACAGAAGGACCCGGAGAAAAGGCCGACUUCCAUAGAGCUGUUGAAGCAUAAAUUCUUUCAGAAAGCAAAGACUCAUGAAUAUCUACACGACAGGUUGCUGCAGAGAGCGCCCACAAUAACAGAGAGGUCGAAGAGGGUACGCAGAGUUCCAGGCUCAAGCGGUCGGCUUCAUAAAACGGAGGAUGGAGAGUGGGAGUGGAGCGACGACGAGCUGGACGAAGAGAGUGAAGAGGGCCAAGCAGCCAUCGCUGCCUUAAGGGAGAAGCAGGUGAAGCCUGUUAGUGCCACCAGGCGACAAGUGCGCUUCACCCUCCCUCUGGAGCUGCCCACACACAGGUCUCCCAGAGUGAAGGAGGGCUCGCAGAACUCGGAGCAGUCCUUCCAGACUCCAGAGCCGUUAAGCAGUCUGCCCCCCCCGCUAACCCCAGGUCAGGCAGAUCUACCUCAGGCUGCUCCACUGCAGCCCCCCACCCAGGCUACGUCUCCCACCACUGCUUCUCUCUCACAGGUGCCAGCCGCCUCAGGAGGCGUCAACUCUCCCAUUAGUUUGGUAUUAAGGUUAAGGAAUUCAAAGAAGGAGCUAAAUGACAUUCGCUUUGAGUUCAUGCCAGGCAGAGACACAGCAGACGGUGUUUCCCAGGAGCUGGUGUCCGCAGGCCUGGUGGACGGGAGGGACUUAGUAAUAGUUGCUGCCAAUUUGCAGAAAAUAGUUGACGAACCUCAAGCCAAUAAAAAUGUCACUUUCAAACUGGCGUCUGGAACCGAGGGAUCUGAACUCCCGGACGAUGUCAAACUGAUGGGCUUCGCUCAGCUCAGCAUCAGCUAAACUGUCGAACUACCUGGGACCGUGACUUGCCUAAAAAAUGUGAAAAUAAAAAAUAAAAUAGUUAUAAAUGCA